CUCCUCCCGCUUGCAUAGCCUUCACCUUGUAUUGCCACCAUUGCCUCCUCUUUUGCUUGAGAGACACACUUCCAGUCUUUUUGUCUUCUUUAUGCACUCUUCUUUCUUUCCUUCAGUCCUUCAAUCCUUCAAUCGAGUUCUCAUUCUCAUCUAACCACUCCUAAUUGAACACGACGAUUGAUAGCAAUGGAUUGCAACUGGUGUGCUGUCUGCUCAAAGCACUUUCACAGUGACCAUCAAGCAAGCCUGUACUGCUCGGACGAGUGCCGCAAGGCCGAUGCCCUAGCCUGCUGUGCUUUCCACGACUGCGACCACCCCGACGGGUCUACCCACCAUGACCAUCUCACGUUCUGCCACCACCAUCGCCCUGCGAUCCGAGUCCCCUCUCUGCCGCUGUUAAACCUCAACCCCAACCCUUCGGCGGAGCAGCGAGCCCAUGGUCAGCAGCAGACAAAUGAAUGGACCCGGUUUUUGCAGCACCAGUACAAUUCCCAGUACCAUUCCUACUCGGCUCACACAUCCACACAUUCUCAUCAUCCAUCAUCAUCGAUGGGCUAUGGCCAUGUCUCGAGCCUGCCUCGUCCGAGCCAUGGAUACCAUCCCGAGAGUCAGGGCCUUGUGAGUAGGUUCACAGACCCCCAUCCGCCGUCGGAAUCCUUUCUGCUCUCGAGUCGUCUCCCCAAUGUGCUGUGCCAACAGCAGCAUUCAGUAUCGCACCCGAUACUCAUGCAUCGGCAUAAACCACUCUACCACCAAAGGAGACAUUCCUCGCUGAGCACAUCCGACACUUCGAAUACGAAUUUGUCAACCUCAUCUCUUUCGGGAUGCUUUGGGAAUCUAACCCUGUCUAGUCAUCGCAAAGAAUUCACCGAGAUGGCGCCAUGCGAGGCAUACGAUUGCGAACAAUCCUGCGUGGCUCGAAAGAACAAAGCCCUCCCGCCGCCAACGCUCUCGCCGAUAUUGCCGCCGACAAUUUCAAACCCUGCGUCCCUCAGCCCGACGACGAUUGCGCCAUCGUCCGGUGACAAGGGUGCGAUUUCGCCAUUAUCUUUGACACCUUCGGGUUUGGCCUCGUCAGAUAAGAGUGAUGAGGAUGGUCAUCAAGACGGAGGGUCUCUUUCGCAUGCUUGGCCAAAAAUGGACAAGUUCUUCUUUCCCGACCACUGCUGCCGCACCUCCGCAUGCCGUACCUCCGCCUCCACAUCCGCGCGAGCAGGGCCGACCAACGGCAACAAGAGCAACAACAAGAAGGGCAAUACUAAAUCUAAGAACAACAACGCCAACAAAAAGCCUUUCGUCUCUGAGCUACCUCCGCCGCCGUCCUCAGCGACUACACGGCGUGAUUCCAACGGGUGCAUUGCCCUCUCGGCCUCGAUCUGGGGCACAGGCUGGCGACAGGUUGAUCCGUUGCCAGAAUCGUUUGUAAAGACGGUGCAGAAGAGUAAUUUGAUGUGGGCGGGAUGUGAGAGGGAGCAUCAUCCGCAUACGAGGCACCAUCAAAGACACGGACGGGAUUCGGGCCAUAGGCAUGGAUGCCACAAUGGUGGUGGUCGAGCGAAUAACAGUAGUAACGGUGGCCAUCAAAAGAGCGCCUCGGACACAUCAUCAUGGGCAACGGUGUGCUCGAGCCGCCUUCCCCGUAGUCUACAGUUCAUCGACUGAUGGAGUGGGAAACGGGGAACAGGGAACGGACCAUGGCUCGACCGUGGUCAAUGUUUGAUAGCCUUUCUCUUUUUUUCUUCUUUACUCCUGCAAGUCUCGCAAAUCAAUUGAAUAAAAUAAGGAUGC
This is a messenger RNA of Gamsiella multidivaricata, 1788 nucleotides long. RefSeq lists its product as uncharacterized. NCBI's taxonomy places the organism in Eukaryota, Fungi, Mortierellomycota, Mortierellomycetes, Mortierellales, Mortierellaceae. The coding region runs from base 187 to 1662 and encodes 491 amino acids. The transcript has 2 exons. The record is from RefSeq and is a predicted model, not a curated record.